Molecule: messenger RNA, 2474 nt
Organism: Bufo bufo (common toad)
Lineage: Eukaryota; Metazoa; Chordata; Amphibia; Anura; Bufonidae
Gene: CBFA2T3
Product: CBFA2/RUNX1 partner transcriptional co-repressor 3
Exons: 11
Coding region: 383-2050 (555 amino acids)
Biological process (GO): DNA-templated transcription; negative regulation of DNA-templated transcription
Cellular component (GO): nucleus
Molecular function (GO): transcription corepressor activity
Source: RefSeq, a predicted model, not a curated record
GCCAACCAAGGAGGAGGCAUCUAGGGCACCCUGCACUGCAAAGCCAAGGGACAGGCUGCAGGGGGACAGGACCUGGACACCAAGCCUCUGGACACCUUCAUCUGGGAUUGCAGGGGCCACUGCUGACCCUCAAACACCCGAACAAAAAAAGAGAAAGCACAAACAACAAAGUGUCCAGGAGAGGAGCAAAGGAUAGCCACCAACUGCGGAGCAGCCCUAUAGAUAGUGGAAGGAGGCACUGGGGGCACCUCUGGGAUGGGGGACCACUGGAUGUGACAUGGUGCACCUACCUCUUGUUGGACCCAUCAUUGUGCCUAGUGAUCUGUAACCUUCAGCUCCAGCCUGAUCCUGGGAAGGCAAAUUCGCCGUUACGGCCAAUACAAUGCCAGACUCCCCGGCUGAUGUGAAGACCCAGACAAGGACCAGUCCGCCCAACAUGCCCCCUCCCUCACCUGCCCUGAGCCAGGGGGCCAACCGCAAUUCCUCCUUCACCCCAAGCACAAUGAUGAACGGGAGCAGCCACUCUCCCACCGCCAUCAACGGAGCACCCUCUACCCCCAAUGGUUUCAGUAAUGGACCCUCAGCGUCGUCGUCUGCCGCAUUAACCAAUCAGCAGUUACCCCCGGCCUGCGGGGCACGUCAGCUGAGCAAACUCAAGCGCUUCUUGACUACUUUACAGCAGUUUGGCAACGAUAUAUCUCCAGAGAUCGGGGAACGAGUGCGUGCGCUGGUGCUCGGGCUUGUGAAUUCCACACUUACUAUUGAAGAGUUUCACUCGAAGCUACAAGAAGCCACCAACUUUCCUCUCCGUCCAUUUGUCAUCCCCUUCCUUAAGGCUAACCUCCCGUUACUGCAGCGGGAGCUUCUCCAUUGUGCUCGCCUGGCGAAGCAAAGUCCUGCCCAGUAUUUAGCACAACAUGAACAGCUCCUCCUUGACACCAGCGUCAGCAGCUCCCCGAGCGAUUCUUCCGAGAUCUUACUGGAAGUGAAUGAGAACGGUAAAAGGAGGACACCUGACAGGACCAAAGAGAGUGCGCAGGAAGGUCUCCAUCCGGAUCACCUCCCCAAGCGUCCAUGCACCACAAGUCCAGCACAAAGAUACAGUCCCAGUAAUGGGCUCCUUCACCCACCUACCAAUGGUCUCCCGCACCCCACUCCCCCACCUACCCAACACUAUCGCUUAGAGGAUAUGGUGCUAGCCCACCACUACCGACAUACAGAUCCACGGGAGAUGAGAGAACGUCACCGACAGGCAGCCGUGCACGAGGUAAUAGACCAUAGGCUGACGGAACGCGAGUGGGCAGAGGAAUGGAAGCAUCUCAACAACCUGUUAAACUGCAUAAUGGAUAUGGUGGAAAAAACACGACGUUCCCUCACCGUCCUCCGCCGAUGCCAAGAAGCAGACAGAGAAGAGCUUAACCACUGGAUACGCCGCUACAGUGAUGCAGAGGACUUGAAAAAGAAUGUCAGCUCUGUGCCCCAGCCGGGGAGACACCUCAACAGUUCCUCUAGCACCGAGUCUUCUCCAGCAGAACCAACACGGGAAUUCCUACAUAGGCCACCACCCGGAUAUAUGCCAGAAGAGAUCUGGAGGAAGGCAGAGGAGGCGGUGAACGAAGUCAAACGCCAGGCCAUGUCGGAGUUGCAGAAAGCUGUGUCCGAAGCGGAACGCAAGGCUCACGACCUCAUCACUUCAGAGAGAGCCAAAAUGGAGCGAGCAUUGGCGGAAGCAAAACGGCAAGCAUCAGAGGAUGCCGUGUCCGUCAUCAAUCAGCAGGAAGACUCAAGUGAGAGCUGUUGGAAUUGCGGCCGGAAAGCGAGUGAGACUUGCAGCGGCUGCAACACGGCACGAUAUUGUGGUUCCUUCUGCCAACACAAAGACUGGGAGAAGCACCAUCAUGUCUGCGGCCAGACCCUGCACCACCCACCCAGUGUACAGCCAGCACCCACCACCCCAGCCACACCUGCUGCCAGUCCCACCGCAAGCAGUUCAGCCUCUCGCUCUGGGACCCCUGCCACACCUCUCCUGCUGGAUACCGCUUCUCGCUAAUGGGUACAACAGGCAUUCAGCAUCAGCAAACACAAACCAGUCACAUGGCUGGCUGCACCCGACAGGAGCACCAAGGGGUUCUUGUCAAAUUCCGUGAAAAUAUCACAGCCCCCUCUUGCCUGUGGGUGGGUUAGGAUCUAUGACACUGUGGUAUGGAAUUAACUGUAGAAAAGCCCUCACCCCUUCUUGUUUUUUUCUGGAGCUUAAAACCCCUUUUAAAGGGGGCAGACUUAGAACACUAUGGGGUGCGGGAAGUAUUUUACCUAAAACUACACUCAAAUCUUUGGCUUUAAACCUAAUUGAAAUCCAAAAAGAAAAAGAAAAAAAAAAAACAUAUACAAAUGAAACUACCUUGCUAGACAGCCAAGAAAUGUCAGACACCAAGAACACCUCUUUUAAAAAAAGAAAUCCCAAAAAUGAAACC